AUGUUCAAAUUCUUCAAAUCGGGAUUCUUCGACUUCGAAUUCCUCCGCGUUCUUGGAUCGGCACCUUUCCAAGGUGCUGAAAUUGGAGAGUGCCUCGAUGCUCGUUCAAAACUGAAGGACGACGACCCAGAGCUUUGGUACGAGACGUGGAACGCAUGGGGCGAUGAGGCGUCGAAGCUUGGUGAGGAGGCACUUGCUUCUGGGGACAAGGUGGCAGGACGAUGGGCAUUCCUGCGUGCAUCCAACUACUAUCGAUCCAGCGAGUUCUUCCUGCAUCUCAACCCCCAAGAUCUCCGUCUUCUUGCGUCUAUACAGAAGAGUGCAUAUGCACACGACCGAGGUGUAGCUCUCCUCGAUUCGGAAGUUCUGUCAUUCAACAUCCCGUACGACAAAGGUCUCGAGCUUCCGGCACGACUAUACAUGCCAACAGCUGAAAGCCGAGUUCCUGGACGCGUACCACUCAUCUUGCAGACUGGGGGACUGGACUCGACAGGCGAAGAAUUGUACUUUUAUGGUGCUGCAGGGGCGAUUCCACGCGGAUACGCAGUCCUGUCAUUCGAUGGCCCGGGUCAAGGGCUUUCGAUUCGACGCGAUAGAACGACGCUUCGGCCAGACUGGGAAUAUGUGACGGGAAAGGUCCUCGACUACAUAUUCAACGUUCUUGAGCCAGAGAACGAAAGGCUCCAACUUGACCUGGACCGCAUCGCAGUCCUGGGAGCGAGCAUGGGAGGAUACUUCGCUCUUCGUGCUGCCUCGGACUCAAGAAUUAAAGCGUGCAUCUCAUGCGACGGCUUCUACAAUAUGUUCGACAUCGUCAAGAGUCGCAUGCCGGGUUUCUUUAUCAACGGAUGGCUCAACGGAACCAUAAGCGAUAACCUCUUCAAUUCGGUCAGCAGAUUCAUGAGCAAGUUCAACUUCCAGCUCGCGUGGGAAUUUGCGCAGAACGAAUGGUGUUACGGUGUACAGAGCCCCGCUGAGAUGAUGCGGUUUAUGCAGACUAUGACCUUGCAGUCUCCGGAGGGCGCCGAAUAUCUGGACAAGGUCCGGUGCCCGGUUCUGGUGACCGGUGCAGAGCAGGCCAUCUACUUUGAGCCCAGAUUGAACGCGGAGCGUAUCAUGGAGAACUUGGGGCAUCUUGACGAAGCCGACAAGCAGCUGUGGGUUGGAGAAGCGCCAGCAAACGGCGGGUUGCAGGCCAAGAUUGGGUCGCUGAGCAUCAUGAAUCAACGGCAGUUCGAAUUCUUGGAUCGCCAGUUCGGGAUCCAAAGAUUUGUGCCGUGCAAGCACAUUUAG
Molecule: messenger RNA, 1293 nt
Organism: Drepanopeziza brunnea f. sp. 'multigermtubi' MB_m1
Lineage: Eukaryota; Fungi; Ascomycota; Leotiomycetes; Helotiales; Drepanopezizaceae
Source: RefSeq, a predicted model, not a curated record